UAGCCAUACUACUAAUUAUAAUAAUACCAAUAAUAAUAACUUAUCACCUUCAUCCACCUUUUCUAAUAUGCUUUUUAAUCAGCCGUUUCACUCAAAUACUCUCAAUUCCAUACAAUCUACAAUCAUAGAUAAAUCUUGGGAUUUGAUUAAUAAUUACAAUAACAACUACAAUAACAACUACAACAAUAACAAUGAUGAAUUGGACAGAAGUUUAAAUUUCAAAGCUUUCAAGUUUUCCUCUUUUAAUAUUCGGAGAAAAAAAUCAAAUCUUAAUAUUAAUAACAACAAUAAUAACAACAAUAAUCAGAAAUUAUCUCCCUCACAUUCAAAUUAUAACCAAUAUUAUAAUAACUACAAUGAUAACUUUCUCGGCCCCAAAAAACACCACAUCUUCAACCAUAGUACAAACUCACAGACUAACUUAAACAAUCCAAUGCUAACUCCACAAACCACAAACAACUCUAUAUUUCCUUCCAAAUCUGAUUCCUCGCUCCCUUCAACUCCAAACUUAUCAGAAGAAAAUAACAUCCUAAUAUCUCCUGUCCUAAAUUCAGACUUUUAUUCAAAGAAAAACUUCUACAUUCAAACCUACGAAAGAAUGAAACUAAACUACUUUAACUACUGGAACAUCAACAAAAACGACCCAACCGUCAUCAACGACAACACUCAGAAAAAUAUCAAUAAACAAGUCAUCAUCUUCAAUUUGCUCAAAAAUCAACUAAACUACGUCAUCAACUUGUUCUCUUUUAUAGAAUUGGGUGAACAUUUCAUAUACGAACAAAGGAAAAACCCUUCUUUCACAAAAGAUAUGGUUUAUCCUUACAAUUUCAACAAGUUCUAUAAACACUUUUUCCAGUCCUUUUUCCCCAUCUUGAGUCUAUUUCAGACUGAAAUUAUUGACCCUCUACUAUCAUCUGUCCUCAAAUCUCCCAACAUUGUUGACCAAGAUUAUUUAGCCGUUUUCCAACGUUUUAGCAAAAUCGCCUUGCCCUACUGGCUAGAAUUUCUCAAAAACUAUUCCAUCGUCGAAGUCUUUAUCACAACCAUCAAAAAACUAAACGAGCUAUGCAAAAACGAAAUAUUUCUAAAAAAAUUCAAUUGUUGGAAAAACGAUAUCAUUCUUCAAAAGAAAUUUAUGAAAAAAAAUCAAUUCGACACCAUUUCCACCCAAUAUUUUUCAAUUCUAAUUCAAAAUUUAUCCUUCUUUAAAGAUUUAUCAAAAUUCUACGACAAAAGAAUCGACACAUUCUUCUUUCACACAAAAGAAAUGCUAACUUAUCUCGUCGAUGCUCUAGAUAGAAACGCCGGCAUUUAUAAGGCUUCAAAUGUCAUAAAUAGAAUCAAAUGGUACCCAAACAAUAACCUAAAUAACAAAUAUUGCAACUUGAAUCUAAAUCCAGAAGAAAUCUCUCUACUAAAUGAUUUCCCCAUUUUCUACGAUUCAAAUAACAACACCAUUGCCGAUAAUAAAUUAGUUUCAGGAUUCAAUAUUGAUAAAAUCAUCUAUUUCCACUUAUUCUCAAAUUCUUUAAUUAUAUCAAGAUUUGACGUCAAAACAUUUAGGUUCAUACUAAUUCACGAACCCAUUCCGAUGGAAUUUUUAAAUAUUAAGAAUAUUACAAACAGCUCUAAUCCUCUAAAAAAUGACGUCAACUCAAUCGAUAAUGAUAAUGAUAAAUUAUUGAUUGAUUUUAAUGCUGUAUACAAAAUACUAUUUGAAAAUAGCAUUUUAAAUAUAAGAUUUUACUACAUGGUUAGAAAUUACAUGUCCUUGCUCUUUGUUCCUUUUGAGUCAAACAAAAUAAAAUACAUAAAUUAUAAAAUUCAAAAAGAACCAUUUAGAUUGAAAUUUCUUGGUAUAAACUCAAAAAUUGAUUUUCAUUAUAAAGCACAUAAUACUAGCAAUCAUAGUUUGAAUCAUGGCCAUAAAAUUGAUAGAAUAAACUCAGCAACUAAAUCACAAAAUAAUGAUAAUAAUGAUAUAACAAUAAAGGAUAAAAUUGAACCAAGACACGAAUGCUUAAAUUAUCAAAACCACUCGCUAAAUUUAAUAAAGGAAUCUAUUGACGAAUAUUAUGAAGAAUGUCAUAAUCAAAACAAACUAAAUAAAAAUUACCAAGAAUAUACAUUGGAUAAAGAGAUUGAGGAAAAACUUUAUUAUCAAACUAGCAUUGAUAAAGAUAUCAACCCACACAAUAACCUUGAACAAGAUAGCUCUGAUAGCUUAAACAUUAAUGGGGAGGUUUUAAGUUAUUGCAAAGUUAUUUUGUCUAAUCAAGAAAUCGUUAGAUUUGUGGGAACCUCAGAUGGAUUAUUUUUUAAUAAAAGUAACUAUUUCAGUACCAAUAAAAAUGAAUGGAUACUAUUAGUCAAAUUACAGAACAUUGAACAAAUUGAAUAUAAUGAAAAGUACAAUGUGGUUAUAUUUUUAAGUUUGGGAGAAUUGUAUUUUUUCUCCCUCGAGUUUUUAAUUAUAAGUCAAUUUAUUUCAGAGGAUGAAAAAGAAGAUAUCAUAACGAGAUUUAACGAAGGAAAUUCCAAUUAUUUGAAAAAGAUUUAUAUUAAAUUGAUUAAUAAUAAUAGAAAACAAUUUUUGAUUAAUUUUUUUAGAGCCGUAUUGAUUAAUGGAAAUCUAUACUUUUUUUUAGUUAGUCAAAAUUUCAAAAGCGAAAUUAGUGACAUCAAAAUAUUGAUUCAAUUUAAUGAUGAGAUUCAAUUUUUGCCGAUUGAACUAAAGAGUUUAUAUAACGACCAAGAGUCCAUCAGAGUUAAGGGAAUUAUUACUGAUAUAAAUAGGCUAAAGGGAUUUGAAAUAUUGAUUGUCAAAAGUUUGAUUGUUGUUAAUGAAAAAGACAAUAGGUUGAAGGAAAAAGUUUAUAUUGAUGUUAUGGAUAUCAAUAGUAACAAUACUGGAGAGUCGAAUAAUUUGAAGUUUCCAAUUGAGGACAGUAAUAUUAUUAAUAGUAAAUUGAUCAAGUUAAUCAAUUUCGGUGGGGAUAGAUUUUUGUUGAACUAUGAUAGAAAAAGUUUAAUAUAUGAUAAGUAUGGGAAGGUUGUGAAUGAGAGAAUAUCGUUUAGUAAUAAUAAUAAUAAUAAUAGAAAGAUAUUUAAAAAUUAUGAAAAUUAUUUAAUUGUAUUGUAUAAGGAAAAGAUUCACAAGAGUAAGGAUAAGAAACACCAGAAAAGUUCAAUGAACAAUGAGAAAGAUAUUUUAGAGAUUUAUGAAUUUUUAGAUAAUAGGAUUGGUAAGAAACCGCCAGUUCAAAUAAUUUAUGGAAAAAAUAUACAGCUUAUUGAGGGCAACUCUAGUGUAAUGUUUUUGGUUGAUCAUCCAGAAAAGAAUUGUAGGGUAGCGUUUGAGUUAGAAUAUAGAUCCAAAUAGUGGUGGAUAAAUUGCUGGUAGAAAUCAAGAAGGUUAUAGAACAGAUUCAAAAUUGAAAAGACUCUGGACAAGACUUUGAGCAACUUUUUGUAUUUAAAUAAAAAUAAACAACUAUCAUUGAUUAAUUUUGAGUAGAGUUUGUUUAUUUGAGAAACUGUAAAGCAUAACCAAUUUUAAUGUUGAUCGGGAAGUCAUCAAAAGUAAAU
Molecule: messenger RNA, 3588 nt
Organism: Ascoidea rubescens DSM 1968
Lineage: Eukaryota; Fungi; Ascomycota; Saccharomycetes; Ascoideales; Ascoideaceae
Exons: 1
Coding region: 68-3382 (1104 amino acids)
Source: RefSeq, a predicted model, not a curated record